Molecule: messenger RNA, 3054 nt
Organism: Saxophila tyrrhenica
Lineage: Eukaryota; Fungi; Ascomycota; Dothideomycetes; Mycosphaerellales; Extremaceae
Exons: 5
Coding region: 1-3054 (1017 amino acids)
Biological process (GO): regulation of GTPase activity
Cellular component (GO): cytoplasm
Molecular function (GO): guanyl-nucleotide exchange factor activity
Source: RefSeq, a predicted model, not a curated record
AUGGCGGCGAAUGCGACCAUGAUACAAAGCAGUCCUGGCCCAACGCCCUACAACGCCUUCGAAGAGUACAGCGCCGAAGACACACCGUGCUCGAUCCGCAGCGCAGGCUCCAAUGGCACCGUCCGACAUCAUCGACUGCGCAGCCUCUCGGGCAGCUCACUCUCGUCCCUCACCUCACUAUGGGCGCCUCCCUUCCGACGACAAGAGAACCGAAGCAUAUUCGAAUUAGCAUCGUCAAGCAAUCUCACCUUCAGGCGCCAGCCAAGUAGUCGAGCGCAACGCAGCGCAUCUGGAAGCUACUCACGGAGGGCAAGCGUAACAUCGAUCCUCAGCUCACGGCUGCGCUCGGACACAACGUUGGGGUCGGAAGCCACUGGCCAGCGUUUGCUGGAUGUGGCAGAGAGUGAGGCAGAGAUAACGGAGGUGAGCGAGGACGAACAAAGCAUGGCCGACCACGAAUCUGCCGCCAGUGUCAACCACGGCGACGAGCUGCCGUCCCUCGAGCUGGAGCUUGAAACACACGACGAGGAAAUUUGCGAUGAGCCCGAAGUCCAAGAGCAGGGGGGCAUCAAAAGGUGGCUCAGCACCCUCCGUAGACGCAAGAAAGCCAAACCAUCACCAGCCCGAUCUGGCAAAGUUCGACCCAAGCCCAACGAUGACCAGUUCAUGUUGAGCUCGCCAGUCAAACGAAGAUCCGCGCACCACAAGCCUUCGGACUCGCAAGGGUCGUCCCUUUUUCUCGUGACUGCUGUCAGGUCCGCCACCGCCACGAUUGCGAGUUUCAGCAAUGCCACCGUCUCGAAUAGAGAUGAUGCAGCCAAGCAGAGGGCGAGGAAGCGGCGUGCGAAGUUGGAGGAGCUCAUUCGUUCUGAAGAGGGCUACUUGGCGGACAUCCGAGCCUUGUCUAAGGCAUACACCACACUCCUCGGGAGCCAGCCGUCCGCAGCGCAUUUCGCUCGAUCGCGAGCACAGAAGAACAUCUUCGACCUCUGCACGCUCCACGAUGAGCUGCUGGGCAGCCUACACGCCGUCAUUCCUUUCGCAGAGUACGACCAGCGAUCCGCAAAGCUCUCGCCCGCUGGCGGUUUCCUGAAAUCGCACGCUCGCUGGCACAGCGUUGAUGUCGUGCCCACGCGGUCUCCUCCCGCGCAUCGCAAACUAACAGCAAUACGACAAGGUCGCCGCUCGCUCAACAUCAGCCGGUCUUCAGGGGAUGAAGAUCCGACAUUGACAUGUAGCCCGCAGAUUGUGGCGCUCGUGGCGAAGACGUUCUCUGCAUACAUCGAGCGCUUUGCGAUGUAUGAGGACUACGGAGCGAACUACGAGCUUGUCCAGCGCGAUAUCGAUGAGACACAACGAGGAAUGCUCAGCUGGCCGGACUUUGAUCGAGCCAUCGAAGUGCUGUCGGCGCAUGUGAAUCCAGUCAAGAGUCGGGAGGCGAACAAGAAGAGAGCAUUGACAGUGAAGGAUCUGCUCAUCAAGCCCAUCCAGCGGCUGCCCAGAUACGAAUUGAUCUUCAGCGACCUUUGCAAGCUGACGCCCGUCUGCGACAACCCUGUCUCCAAUGCAUCGCUGCAAGAGCUCUUGGUACAGCUCAACGAAGCAUGUCAACGACUCAACGCGGCCAAGGACAAUCCAGAAAGGGCGCAAAUGCUGCAGAGCACAUGCUUGAUCGGCGACCGGCUUACGUUCUCAAAUCAGCUCCCUAGGCCAGUCUUCCUACAGCUCAUGGGCCAGGUCCACUUAUGCGGGUGCUUGUACAUCACGUACCGCAGCAAAGACCGCAUAAAGGGUCUGUACGCCAUCUGCGUGCUGUUCGGAUCAACGCUGCUCCUCGCUACUGCUGAGGAAGACAACAGCAAACGGUACAGCACGAUUGCUGGCGUUUCGCUGGCCAAUGCAACGAUCGUGGAGAGCGACAACGGCAAGGGCCUGCAGUGCUACACUGCUCCGUACUCCUGGAAGCUGGUCUUUGAGCAUGCUGCCCGGAUGUUUGAGGUCAUCAUGGUUGCAUGUUCUUCUGAGGAGGCAGACGUUUGGCGAAGGUACAUCAGCCAGCGUAUCGAAGCGCACUCGAAGGCAGUCGCCGAUGGUACAGCGAAUGUCUUCGACCUGCACUCCCCACUCAUCGGCGAGAUGCGCAGCGUGGGCAAAGCAUUCGGCAAGCCUGGUAGCUUUGUUCGGCGGAUGUCAGUCCAUCGGACCGCGACUGUUGGACCAACGACCGACCUGAACCAGGUGAUCAUCAAGAACACGCAGUCUGCCAAAGAGGCGGUCGACAAUCCCUCGACUACGUCUCUGCAGAUCCCACGGUCUCAGUCCGUCGCUACACCGAGCCACGUACACACACUUGCACCACGACGAGCUGAGCGAGUCCGGCUUGAGAGCUUGCUGUCCGAUGUCUGGACCAAAGACCUCAUACCGUACCCUGGCAUGACACCGCGCCGCUCAGACCCAAUCAGAGCAUCUGCGAACCACGUCAUCCGCAAGUUCAGUAUGGCAAGCAUCACCAGCAACUUCUCGUCUUCCAAACAAUCUGCCAGCUACACCAGUAUGAGCCAGUCGCGGAAAGAAGACAUGCCGCCUCCGAAGAGCAGGGCACCGCCAUCUCGCCACCCAGCGGAAGCAUUCAGACCAAGCGCUCCACCACUCGUGGACUUCCACAAUGCCCCGGAAGCUUUCUUACCUGCCGAUUUCGAGCUACAAGAUCCGGCGGCGAAGCGCAAGAAGUCAUCUGCGCUGCGGACUUUUACAAUGACCAUAGAGCGGCCAUUCAGUCCGUUGCUCGGGGAGAACAAAUCUUCCACGCUCAGAAGGGCGCAAAGCGUGCGGGAUGCCCAUGCACACGAGGGGCCGGCGCCCAUGCCAGUGCCACCCAAGGCCGUGGAAGGGAGGCCGACCCUGCCGGUGUACAGCGUGGUCCAAGAACGUCCGAAGACGCCCGCAUUGAAGACGCAGACGUUGUCCCCGAAUCCUGAAGCCAGUAAGGGACCGGAUGCGCCAGCUAAAACACCAAGGAAGAGCAAGAGUAGAUUAUUACGACUUUUUGGGUAG